AUGGCCGACGCAUCAGCCCCCACGCAAUCACAAAACGACCAGUCGGCCAAUCGCGGCAGGAACAAUCGCGGUAGAGGAGGUAGAGCUGGAAACAGAGCGCCACGCGAAGGUCAGGAUGGCGAACAGACGCAGGGAAACAACAGCAACAGAAAUGCUGGCAGAAGUAGAGGCCGUGGAGGACGUGGCAGAGGCGGGGCAGGAGGGGCACACCAAUCCACGGACUCGAGAGAUCAACCAACGACGGAACAACAGAUUCAAGCAAAAGGAAAGGCUCUGGCUCUGGUGCCACAAGGAGAGGACGGCGAGGAUGUCGAGGCCGAAGUCUGCUUCAUUUGUGCCUCGCCAGUCGUGCAUCAGAGCGUCGCUCCUUGCAACCAUCGCACCUGCCACAUCUGUUCGCUAAGACUGCGUGCUCUCUACAAAACAAAGACUUGUGCUCAUUGUCGAACAAGUGCCGAAGAAGUCAUCUUCACCGACGAUGCCAACAAGCGAUUCGAGGACUACAAUACACAACAGUUUGCCCACAGUGACGACAACCUCGGCAUCCGUUACGAAAGCCAGGAUAUCUUUGAGGAUACUAUCCUCCUCCUACGCUACAACUGCCCCGACCCGUCAUGCGAUGCUGCAUGCUUAGGCUGGCCCGACCUGCAUCGUCACGUCAAGAGUGUCCACCAUAAACAGAUGUGUGAUCUGUGUACUCGUAACAAGAAGGUCUUCACUCAUGAACACGAACUGUUUACCCCUCAGGAGCUGCGUAGACACGAAAAGCACGGUGAUGAUAUCCCUGGUGCCGAGAACCAGUCGGGCUUCAAGGGCCAUCCUGAGUGUGGCUUCUGUCGUCAACGCUUCUACGGAGACGAUGAACUCUUCUCCCAUUGUCGUGACCGCCACGAGCGCUGCCACUUGUGUGACCGCCGCGAUGGUGGCAGACAGCCUCAAUACUAUGUCGACUACAAUGCUCUCGAGGUUCACUUCCGAAAGGACCAUUUCGUCUGCCCUGACCAGGAGUGUUUGGAGAAGAAGUUCGUCGUCUUUGAUUCCGAGAUGGAUCUGAAGGCUCAUCAGCUCGAGGCUCACCCUAACGGCUUGACCAAGGAUGCUCGUCGUGAUGCCCGCAGAGUCGACAUCUCAGGCUUCGACUACCGUGCACCUCACCAACAAGAUCGUCCUCAGCGUAAUCCUAACAGAGAGCGCCGUGGUGGUGGCCGUGGACGCGACCCCAACGCCGAUCCAUUGCCAGUCUCAUCCGCCCAGCCUAUGGGCAGGGCAGAGAUGGCUUACCAGCGUCAAAUGGCCAUCCAAAGCGCUCAAUCCGUGUCGACUCGCUCUUUUGGCGGUCAGCUCACUCAGCCAACCGAGACGUACGCCGCAAGAGCUCCUGCGAACGCUCCUGAGCCAGCUACCGUUACUGCGACCCGCCCUGCCCGACAGGACCUCUUCCCAUCGCUUGGCUCCCUCAGCCUCCAGCCGACAUCAGCUACUCCUCGUUCUACCUCGCCCGAUCGUUCGAUGGCAGGUCUCACCCCCCAAGAACAGGCUCGCCGCCUCCGUCACAAUGCCGUCAACGAGCGUGCUUCCAACCUGUUACGCAACGACCAGACUAAGCUGGCCGAGUUCCGCAACAAAGUCUCACUUUACCGUCAAGGCGCCAUGACUGCUGAUCAUCUCAUCGAUGCUUUCUUCUCUCUGUUCGACACCUCUUCGACUGAGUUGGGCAAGCUGGUCAAGGAGCUUGCCGACAUCUUCGAGAUUGCGACCAAGAGAGACCAGCUACUGAAGGCUUGGAACAAUUGGAGAUCCAUCAACGAAGACUACCCCUCUCUUCCUCACGCUGCUGGCGGCCAGUCAGGUCCCAGCACAAGCGCUGCCUCUGUCUUGGGCAACGGCAUUGGCUCAAAGCGUAUCCUCAACCUCAAGUCAAGCACAGCACAAAGCUCGCGUUCUAACAACACUCGUUCUUAUGGUUCCGCUGUCGCUCCACACUCAGGAGGAAACCCUUCAAGUGCUGGAGGUCUUUCUUUCCCUCCCUUGUCGGCAUCUUCAAGGUCAUCAACUCCUGCCGCUCCUCCUGUUCGCGUGAACCCCAGCCAAGCUUCAUGGCUCAACUCGGCACCUGCAUCUGCACGCCCGACACCGCAACCGUCGCGCUCUGGCACACCCAGCAACAGCAAGCCUCCAGGUCGCGGUGGAGAUAUCUUCCCAUCGCUACCCAAGGCACAAAAGCCUACAUCCACUGUCUUCAGCCCUGGCUACACUGGCGCCGGUGUGAGACGCGUCAAUGCUCCCGGUCCUUCAAACGUUGCAUGGGGUUCUGGCUCAAGUAGUAACGUCCAGAGCCCGCCUGCUGUGGAAGAGUCGCCCGAGCAGAGAACUGUCAGGAAGGGCAAGCAAGGCAAGAAGCAGGUUCUUUUCAACUGGGGCUAA
Molecule: messenger RNA, 2424 nt
Organism: Aureobasidium pullulans EXF-150
Lineage: Eukaryota; Fungi; Ascomycota; Dothideomycetes; Dothideales; Saccotheciaceae
Exons: 2
Coding region: 1-2424 (807 amino acids)
Biological process (GO): protein ubiquitination; rescue of stalled cytosolic ribosome
Molecular function (GO): ribosome binding; ubiquitin protein ligase activity
Source: RefSeq, a predicted model, not a curated record